This is a messenger RNA of Belonocnema kinseyi, 1864 nucleotides long. RefSeq lists its product as uncharacterized. The record is from RefSeq and is a predicted model, not a curated record. The coding region runs from base 614 to 1090 and encodes 158 amino acids. The transcript has 6 exons. NCBI's taxonomy places the organism in Eukaryota, Metazoa, Arthropoda, Insecta, Hymenoptera, Cynipidae.
AUGUUUAAGUGUGAUAUGUGAUGUUUAAUGACAAAUUUUAUGUUGAAUUGUAGCCUUUCAACCAAUAUUGUACAUUUUUAGGGAGCAGGAGAUUGUCGAGGCCAUUUUAAAUGAGUUUGAUUCUAUGGUGCUAAGUGAGACUGAAUCAAGCAUAUGUAUGUGUAAAAUAUCUGAUCCCGUACUACCAGAUUCCUGCGAAGUAGAAGUAAACGAAAAAAAAUUAUUUAGGAUCUAACAAUACAAAAUUUCAAGUAUUAAAAGAAAGAGAAAAUCGCAGUAGCAUCAUCAAAAAAUCACAACAGUUGCAAAAGGAAAUUGAAGAGUCUACUACUACAGAUGUAACUUUACUACCAAGAACAAUUCCAACGGGAGAGAUCCGUAUAACGAUGGAACAAGAACCUGCUGCAUCAUUAGAUUUAUAUUUAAGUAAUGUAGAAUCAGUUAGACAUAAAUUUGGAUCUAUUGACAGAGGAUAUGAUCCUGAAGCAAUAAAACCUUAUGCGCCGGAAUGUGAUGUAGAAAUGAAAGUAAAUGAAUCAGUAGAGAGCAAUGAAGAGUUUGAGCUUCCUGAGAUAAGUGCAAGAGAAGGAUCAAGCAAAAAUGUAAACGUUCUAUGGUGACUAAUAUUGAACCAUCCGUGAUAGUGAUAAAUAAUAAAUCAUAUGGAAGUGCAACAUCAUCUGACUCUGAUUUUCGUGAUGCAGAAAGCAGUUUGAAUAAAUCUCAACCUGGUGUUAAAAUAUAUACACAGAAACGUAGCUUUCGAAGUAUCAGUAGAAGAAUGUCUAAGCAAAGCUUACAUAAAAGCAGUUAUAGAAAUGACAAGAUUUAUCCACAAGCGAAUAUAGAAGCUUCUUCUACUUCGAAAGAUAUUGUACCAUCAGUAAUAGUGAUGAACGAUAAUUUGGAUGAGAGUGCAAUAAUAUUAGACUCUAAUUUUCACCAUACAAAAUUGAGCAUAUAUAAAUCCAAAAGUGGUUACAGAGUAUUUCACCUUAACUCAAGAAUUCAAUCAUGUUACAAUCAAGAAGAAAUGAAAAUCACUGAAAUAAGCGAAAGUCCAGACAAUUAUAGGAGACGGUUGAGAUGAUUGCAGGAGAAUAUGCAGGCACCUAUUAGCUCUACCAAUAUUGAGUCAUCAGUAAUAGUGAUAAACGAUUACUCAAACGAGAGCCCCAUGUCAUCACAUUCAACCGGAGAAAUACAAAGACGGACAGAACGUAGUUUUGCUUUCUUAUCAGACUUAGAUUGUAGUGAUGUAGAAAUAUGUAAGCAUACCUUAGGAAAUCAGAAUAGAGCUUAUGAACCUUCUGAAGAUAUAUAACUAAGAAAUGAAGCACAAUUAACUAGUUCCUCUAAAAUAAGGGUUCUGGAUUCUGAUUUAAGAAAUAUUAAUUUGUAUAAUUCCUACAUUUGGAGUACAACCGGACUUUUAAAGGUAGCACAGGUGGUAAGGAAAUUUAAAAAUUAAAAAAAUAUUGUAUAUAUUUAAGCAGAAAAAAGACGUUUUGAUGAAUUGAAAUCGGUCUUGUUACAAGAAAAACAGAUAAUGUUUUUACUCAAAAAGUAGGCUUACGGUCUUCUUCCUCGAAAAAGGAUGGGCUGAAACCUAUUUUUAAAUCUAGAAAUGUGCUCAGAAACGAUGUAACAAACACAAGCUUCUAAAAAAGACUAAUUAUAAACAAAUAUUGCGUUAUAAGGUGAGUACUUAUAGGGGUAAAGAGUUCCAUUUGAGCAAAGCCUAACAAAUAUUUACCAAAUUAAUUAAUAUGAAUAAAAAGUGCACAUUAAGAAAAAUACAAUGUUACGGUUAAGUUUCGGCAGCAUAUCUCGACGUACCCAUUCCAUACCAUUUCACGUCGCA